UCACAACCGUAUAUUCAAAACCUCAUCACAACCAUAUUCUCAUAUUCAGAAAGUCUAAUACUCUUAGCUUGUCUCUCUUAUCUCCCCCCUCUCUCUCUCUCUCUCUCUCUCUCUCUAAGCUUUGUUCAACUCCAAGGAUGCCUCUUCGGGUCUACUACUCUGUGUAUGGGGUAAGAUGAUAAGGUAAUUUAAAAUUUUUUAAAUUAUUUAGGAUAUUUAAAAUUUUAAAAAUAAAAUAAAAUUGUGGGAGCCAAGGCCUCCCUCGAUCCUCAAGUGGCUCCGCCAUUGAGGCAGUUGGGCAGUAAAUCCAAUAUAAAAGAGGACAAUACCCCAAGAACUUAAACAUAUACUUGCCCGUGAAAGAGAGAAGAAAAUGUCACACUUCCUGCAAUUUUUAGGGCCAAAUGAAGAACCCUUGUUGCUGCAUCCAUUGGUUUUAAGCUUUUUGGCCUUCAUUUUCAUUCUCCUAUUCAAAUGGUCCUCCACUCUUCUAAACAACAACAAAAACUCACCACCUUCACCACCAAAGCUCCCAAUCAUCGGAAACCUUCACCAAAUCGGCUUGCACCCUCACCACUCACUCCAAGACUUAGCUCAACUCUAUGGCCCUCUAAUGUUGCUUCAGUUCGGCAAUGUACCAACCCUUGUUGUCUCGUCAGCUGAUGCUGCCCAAGAGAUCAUGAAGACCCAUGAUGUCGUCUUUGCAAACCGGCCCAAAAUAAGAAUGUUUAAGAAACUAUCAUACAAUUUCGAAGAUGUUGCAAUGGCACCAUACGGUGAGUACUGGAGGCAAAUGAAAAGCAUAUUAGUGUUACAUCUUUUGAGUAACAAAAAGGUUCAGUCCUUUCGUGCAGUGAGAGAGGAAGAGCUAUCUCUACUGAUUGAGAAAAUCAGACAGUCUUGUUCUUCUUCAGCUGUGAAUUUAAGCGAAGCUUUUGCAGAGUUUACUAAGGAUAUUAUAUGUAGGGUGGCCUUGGGAAGGAAGUAUGGUGAAGGGGAAGGGGAAAGUGGGAGGAAUUUUAAGGAGCUUCUGGGGGAGGUAAUGGAGUUGUUGGGUGUCAUCAACGUGGGGGAUUAUAUUCCAUGGCUUGCAUGGUUGAGCCGUGUCAAUGGCUUAGAUGCUAAAGCAGAAAAGGUAGCUAAACAACUUGAUGAUUUUCUAGAAGGAGUAAUUGAAGAGCACAUAAAUGGUCAAAAGAAAGGGGAUGAUAACCAUAAUUUAGAAAAUGAAGACCAGAAGGACUUUGUCGAUGUAUUACUUUGGGUUCAAAAGGAAAAUGUGAUCGGUUUCCCUGUUGAAAGAGUAAGCAUUAAGGCUAUAAUUCAGGAUGUAUUCACUGCUGGUACUGACACUACGUACUCAGUGUUAGAGUGGGCAAUGACAGAGCUUUUAAGGCAUCCAAAAACGAUGAGGAAGAUGCAAAAUGAAGUGAGAGAGAUCACUAGAAACAAAAAGGACAUAAGAGAGGUUGAUUUGGAUAAAAUGCAUUAUUUAACUGCAGUGAUCAAAGAGACACUUCGCUUGCAUCCUAUUCUUCCACUGUUAACUCCUCGAGAAUCAUGUAGAGAUGCCAAAAUACAAGGUUAUGAUAUUGCAGUGGGAACUCAAGUUUUUAUCAAUGUGUGGGCAAUUGGAAGAGACCCUGGGCUAUGGGACAAUCCAGAGGAAUUUCAUCCAGAAAGGUUCUUGACUUCUUCUAUAGACUUUAAAGGACAUAAUUUCCAAUUCAUUCCAUUUGGAGCUGGUAGGAGGGGUUGCCCAGGAAUAUCCUUUUCCAUAACCACAAUUAAGCUUGUUUUGGCAAAGCUUUUGCACUACUUUGAUUGGACAUUGCCUGAUGGGACAAGAGGAGUGGACUUAGACAUGACUGAAUCUAUUGGUAUGGUGAUUCAUAGAAAAUUUCCUCUUGUUGCAGUUGCAAUUCCAUAUGUUGCCUAGCAUAUAUAGGCAAUACAUUUAGCAUUUGAAUAAUCCUCUAAGUUCAAUUUGGCUGGCAAGAAUGUGUAUGAAUAUGAUUGUUCAGUUUGAAUUUCUUUUUUUCAUGCA
Quercus robur (English oak) is the source of this 2047-nucleotide messenger RNA. Its product is annotated as cytochrome P450 736A117-like. The record is from RefSeq and is a predicted model, not a curated record. Gene Ontology annotation, molecular function: oxidoreductase activity, acting on paired donors, with incorporation or reduction of molecular oxygen; heme binding; iron ion binding. The transcript is spliced from 3 exons. The coding region runs from base 374 to 1939 and encodes 521 amino acids. Lineage: Eukaryota; Viridiplantae; Streptophyta; Magnoliopsida; Fagales; Fagaceae.